GAGACUUUUAAAUUGUUUUUAAAUUGUUUCCACUAGUUGAUUUUUUUCAGUGGGUUAAAGUUGGAAGGAUAUCGUUCAAUAGUUGUUGGUAUUUGGGCUGUGAAUGGUCAUCGUGAUCUGGCAACCCACGCAGCUGUGCACACAGAGAGUCCAGCGUGACGGUCACUGGCGUGAUAUAAGAAAUGUCUAGAGCUCAUAAUGUCAGUGCUGUGGCUCAGACUGGAAGUCAUAUUACCGCACCUAUACUCACUUCUAAUACAAUAACAGGAAAUGUUUACAUAACACAUAAUGCUUCUGGUAUCAGUACUUCUCACCAAGACUCUGUGAAAACACAACCAUCAGCAAACCCCGUGAUUUGCAAGUAUAAAAAGCUGAUUUGCAGUGAGUACCAGCAUGUUACAGAGUAUAACUCACUGCCCGGAGAAAAUGUGCUUCUGUGUCAGCGCUACACUGAACCUCUGAUCAUUCAAAGACAUAGAGAUCAAAAAGAAAGAGAAGAUGAGAUCUCCUCAAAAGGAGAAAGUUUCCAGAAGGUCCUCAGCUCCAUGAGCAGUCAUGAAUUUGUCCCGAAAUCUCUGUUUCACACAGAUGACCAUGGGAUCACUCCUAGAGCUGUCAUACUGCAGGGAAACUCUGGGAAUGGAAAAUCUUUUGUUGUGCAGAAGAUCAUGAUGGACUGGGCAUCUGGUAACCUCUACAAAGAUCAAUUUGAUGUUGUGUUUCACUUGAAGUGUAAAGAAAUUAACUGCAUUUCUGGUGAAAAGAGUUUGUUGGAGCUCUUGAGCUGGAGUUGUGGUUUAACUUCAGAUGAGAUCUCACAGAUGCUCCAGUGGUCACCAGAGAGAGUGCUCUUCAUUAUUGAUGGGUUUGAUGAACUCAGACUCCCACAGGACGAUAAUAACGUGACAUCACCCACAGAUCCAGACCAGAGAUGCACACCUGUGCUCACCCUUUGUGCCCUGCUGAGAGGACUUCUCCAGGUGAACUCCUUCCUCUUGGUCACCAGCAGAUCAACAGCUACAGACACUUUAACCAGUCUGCUCAAGAAUCCUCAGCGUUUCACUGAGAUUAUGGGCUUCUCUGAAAGGGGGGUGGAGGAGUAUUUCCAGAAGUUCUUUCAGGAUGAGAAACUCUUCAGGAACGCUUAUACGUUUGUGAAGGCAAAUGAAACUUUGUUGACUGCCUGCUCGAUUCCUGUUAUCUGCUGGAUCAUCUGCACAGUUUUCAGAGAAAGAUUCAAUGAUGGUGCAGAUAUAACAAGUGGUCUGGAAACAACCACAUCCAUAUAUGUUGACUUUGUGUUCACUUUACUGGAGUAUCACAGUCAGGGUUUGAAUCAAUCUGUGCCAAGCCUGCUAAUGAGUCUGGGACAACUGGCAGAGAGAGGGAUGCAGAAACAACAAGUUCUGUUUGAUGAGAAAAUUAUAAAUGAAACUGUGCAAGAUCCUGCAUGCUGUCCAUUUCUGUGCAAGUUCCUCUUUAAAAGAAGAAUUCAGCAGGAGACAAUGUUCAGCUUCAUGCAUCUCAGCUUUCAGGAGUUCUUCACUGCUCUGUACUAUGUCUGUCUGGAUAAAGACCAGGCCAUGAUGAAGCUUACCAAGCUAUGUUCCAUUAGUGAAACACCAGGUGGAUUUUUUUAUGAGCCACCACGUUUUUCCGAUGUGGUGAAGUUUGCUUUUGGUCUAUUUAAUAAGGACUUGCAAUGCACACUUAUAAAGCAUGGUCUGUUUGUUCAUCAAAACGCAGAGGCCCAUCUGAAACAAUGGUUUAUAAAUGAGAUUCAGAAUUUCAAUAUUUGUAAAGCGGCAUAUAUGUUUAACUAUCUUUAUGAACUGCAUGAAAAGAGCUUUGUGGAAGAAGCUAUGCAGACCUGGAAUGGCAUUCGUAUAUCUGGUACAAUCUUAAGAAGAACAGAUUGUUGGGCUUUGAAGUACUGCGCUCAGUGCUGCCACAGCAUCAGAUCAAUCUAUCUUGGUGAUUGCAAGUUAACACCUGACAAGUUGUCUAUAAUUCUGCCUGUAGUCCACAAGUUUGAGAGUUUAAGCUUGAAAGUAGAAAACCCAACAUACUCUGAUCUUGUUGAUCUGAUGUGUGCUGUUACAGGAGGAAAGACCCAAAGGGUUAAUGUGAUCCCUGAAUGGGACGGUCCUGCAGAUGAACAUUGUUCUGUCAGAUCAUUGCAACUGUCAGUCAUUAAUGAUGUGUCCAGUGUCCGCAUAGGUUUUUGUUAUAGCAAUGUGGUACGGUCACUUCGUCUCACUCUACCACGGUCAGAGGCUAUCGACUGGGCAAAGCUUUUUCAAACAUUUCACAACACAGAUUUGGAUGCCUUCACGUCUGCCAUCCAUUAUCUGCCUGAACUUAAAACGCUGGAACUGAAUAUUAACUUUUUGAAUAAGAGCUUGUCUCUUUGGACUCUCUCCAUCUGCCAGAAUGUCUCCAGUCUAACAGAACUCAAGAUUAAUGCCAAAUAUUUUUUACUGGAGGAGGGAAUUGAGAUCUUGCAACGGUCACACACAAGGCCAAACUGCACUUUGACAAUUAAAGGGUUAAGAUGCAACAAGCCAUCUCAAAAAUGCACACUGCGUAGAAGGUUUGGCCCUGAACUGAACUGCAACCAACAGGUGGUGAUUUCUGUGAAUUGUCAGGGUUUUACUGAGAGGACUUUGAGAAGUUUGGGAAGAUGGAGGGCCCCCGGCUCUCCCCCAACGCUGUGUAUGGAGUCAGGAGGGCCUUAAGAUUCUAGGCGUCUUUCUAGGAACAGAGAGGUACAUGGGAAAAAAUUGGGACGGCGUUUUUGAAAAAGUGACUGGACGCUUACGCAAAUGGGAGUGGAUUCUACCCAAACUUUCCUUCAGAGGAAGGGUUUUAGUGGUCAAUAAUCUGGCAGCUUCAAUGAUGUGGCACAGAGUGAAUGUACUUGACCCACCUAAGGAUCUGCUUGUUCGUUUACAGAAGGUGUUUGUAAAUUUUUUUUGGGAUGGGUUUCAUUGGGUCCCUCCGGCGACUCUUUAUUUGCCAGUGAAUGAGGGCGGUCAAGGGUUGAUUAAUUUGGUUGCUAAAGUUGAAGCCCUGAGACUAAAGGCUGUUCAGAAGCUACUGUACUCACCAGGGUUUACCCCGUGGGUGUCUCUGGGUCUUGCCCUUCUCAGAUCUUUUGGUGGGUUGGGGCUGGACAAGCAAUUAUUUUUAAUGUCUGAGUAUGGUAAGGUUUUUCCCUUCAAUAUUAAUUUUUAUGGCUCCAUUUUGGCUUCUUGGUCAGUGUUUAAUAUCCACAGACGUGACGAUUUGCACUUUGGUGUUAAUGAACCUCUGUUUUUUAACCCUCUUUUAAGUGGUUUCACAUGCAAGUCUAAGACUGUUGUCAGCAUCUUUUUGGAAAAAGGGGUAUCUACCAUAGCUGAUCUAAUCUGCCUUCCUUCCAAGUCAUGGAGGACAACUGAGUCUAUCUGUAGCCAAACAGGCUUUAAAUCUGUAAGGAUGGUGGAACAGAUCCUGGGUGAGCUGAAAACUGCUUUCCCAGCAACCCUUCUCUCUUUUUUAGAGAGUGUAUUGUUUAAAGGCUCAUAUAUGAUAGUUUUUUCCCAAUACUGACUGUGUCUCCAAAUGUUUCUCUGGAUGGUGAGCGGGAUACGAAACUGCUCACUUUUAAGUACUUGGAAGGAUUUGCUCUUAAUGAGGCUGGGAAGGAUAUACUCUAUCAGACUUGUGUCAAAGUCAGGUUUUCCCAAGGAAUCGUGAACAGAGAGGACUCAAAAUGGAGGGCCUUUUUGCAGGCUCCCUCCAAUUUUUUUGCCUUCUUGGAGACUUUUUUAUAAAGGCCCUCUGCCUAAGCGUUCUGGGGACUUACAGUGGAGGAUUUUACAUUGUAUCUUACCUACUAACACUCAUGUCUCGAAAUUUAAUUCAAAUGUUCUGCCUAAAUGCUUGUUCUGUGUUUCUCCUGAAACUGUUUUUCAUGUCUUCUCUGAAUGCACCAGAUUGCUACCGCUGUUUUCUGUUCUGGGAAAAAUUCUUAAUGAUUUGGGUUUUGUUUUUGACAUGAUGCACUUCAUUUUCGGUUGUAAAUACUCAAGGGCGCUUAUGAAGCAAUGUACUGUGGCAAACUUUUUAACGGGUCAAGGGAAGUUAGCAAUUUGGAAGUCUCGUAAGCUAGCAAAUGAGGGAACAAAUGUGAACCUUCUUCAGCUGUUUAUGGCUUUGGUGGAGUCCAGGGUUGUUGUGGAGAACAAGUUUUUUCAGUUGACAAAAAAUCUCCCAGAAUUUGAGUUUAAAUGGUGUGUAAAUGGGGCUUUAACAUCCCUUGGUGAGGAUGGAACACUAAUUUUUAACUGGUAGACUUUGAUUGGGUCAAUCAAUGUGUCAUGUACAUUUUAUUUGUUUUCCAGCUGUGAUUUAGUGUGAAUGGAUAUGUUUUUUCUAAUGAUUAAAUAAAGGGAGUUAAAAGUCUCUCUCUCUCUCUCUCUCUCUCUCUCUCUCUCUCUCUCUCUCUCUCU
Paramisgurnus dabryanus is the source of this 4496-nucleotide messenger RNA. The record is from RefSeq and is a predicted model, not a curated record. NCBI's taxonomy places the organism in Eukaryota, Metazoa, Chordata, Actinopteri, Cypriniformes, Cobitidae.